This is a messenger RNA of Dracunculus medinensis (Guinea worm), 9486 nucleotides long. The record is from the annotation of a GenBank genome assembly. NCBI's taxonomy places the organism in Eukaryota, Metazoa, Nematoda, Chromadorea, Rhabditida, Dracunculidae.
AUGGGUAAUGAUAAGAGUACGUCGGAUUUUGAUGGGAUUAGAAUGGAAUUUGGAAAUGGAAAUGGAACUGGAUCGAGUGUAUGCAGUUUUACAGUUUGUGACUGGACUGUGGCGUUAAAGAAAAAGGUUGGGAUAGAUGGCUUUGAAUUAGAACAUAUAUUUAUUUCUAACAAUAUAACAUAUAUACAUAUGCCUGGUGUAAAAAUCAACAAAGCAAUAAAUUUUAUGAGAGAUUCUUUUAAACGAUUGUUUUCAUCAUUUAAGGUGGAAUGGCUGCAUAAUGGACAUCCAUUGGGUGCAAGCAGUCGACACAGGUUGAUGAAUGACUUCGGAUUUGUAUCGCUGGAUAUUCAUUAUAUAAUUGAAGAAGAUGCUGGUACAUAUACUCUCGUUGUUUCUAACCCUGCAGGAAAAGCUGAAACUUCAACAAAGUUUGAGGUGGAGAGAUUGAAAAGCAUUUUAUUUGACACUAGUCAUCCAGAAAGUCUUCGACGUAUUCAGGAGAUCGAAUCAAUUCAGCCAGCAAAACCGUCGGAGGAUGAAUUUAUUCCGACUCAUCCUGUAUUCACACAAGAUCUUGUAGGACCGACAGAGGUCCUCAAGGAAGGUCAAUCUGUUCACAUGGACUGUAUGGUUCAACCAAUUAACGAUCCUAAUUUGAAGAUAGAAUGGUUCUUAAAUGGCUAUCCAAUACUAUUUGGUUCUCGUAUUCGUACAAUUCAUGAUUUUGGUUAUGUUGGGUUGGAAUUCCUUCAUGUUCAUCCAGAAGAUUCGGGCCUCUACAUUUGCAAAGCAAGUAAUGCAGCAGGAGAAGCUACUACUGAGUUUUUCAUGGAAUGCAAACCCAGGCGAAAUAUUUAUCUAGAAACGCAACAUGCCAAUUCUUGGGUAAAAAUCCAGGAAAUGGAAAAUCAUGAAGAUAUUCGUGAACCUUCGCCGGACAUGGUCUUUUCUCCCCCUACUUUUAUUGUUCCACUGCAAAAUAUAGAUGGUGUAGUUGAAGGAGAUAGAAUAAGGCUUGAAUGCAGGUUACAACCAGCUAAUGAUCCUACACUUAAAGUAUACUGGACAAAGAAUGGUCAGCCACUUCCGGAAGGGAGUCGUUUCAUGCCUGCCCGUAAUUUCGACUAUGUUAAUUUGGAUCUUCUUGCUGUCUAUGGAGAAGAUUCUGGAGUAUAUUCUUGUCGAGCGAUUAGCGAAUUUGGUGAGGCUACAACAUCCUGCACCAUCAAAUGCCAACCGACUGAUGCACUUCUUUUACACACUCAGCAUGAAGAAUCUUGGAAUAGAAUUCAAGAUAUUGAAAAUCGACGACCACAAGAGCCAAUUUAUGAAGAACCGUUGAAGAUAGCUCCUAACUUUGUUGUGCCUUUACCUCAGCAAAUUGGCAGUUUCACUGAAGGCAGUCCUAUUCAUGUUGAGGCAAAGAUUGAACCGACAAAUGAUAAUCAGUUGACUGUGGAAUGGUUCCACGAUGGGCGACCACUUGUUAAUGCUCAUCGAUUUCGAAUGACACACGACUUCGGAUAUGUUGCAUUAGAUAUUUUAUAUGCAUUUCCUGAAGAUAGUGGUCAAUGGGAAUGUGUCGUGCGUAAUGAUCUUGGUGAGGCACGUUCGUCGGCAAUUUUCACUGUAACUGGUGGAAACGUGAUCUUAAGUGACAGUCAACAUCCUGAAAGUUGGCAAAGGAUUCAGAUAAUUGAAGCACCUAGAGAGAAGGCUGCAGAUAUUGUAGAGUUGCAACAUGGUCCACCAAAGUUCACAGAAAUGUUGCAGCCAGCAGAAAGAAUUGAAGGACAACCUGUUCAUUUCGAAACAAGGGUGAUACCAAUAAAUGAUCCAAAAAUGCAAAUUCAGUGGUUCAAGGAUGGAGCGCCUUUAGGAAAUAGCAACAGAUUUUCUCACACGUCCGAAUUUGGUUAUGUGGCACUGGAUAUAGCUUAUACAAUAGAAGAAGAUUCUGGAACAUAUGCAGUAUUUGCAAUCAAUGAUGAAGGGAAGGAUCAAGUGGAAACGACGCUGAAUGUUCAACCACAGUCAGUGUCAAAUACUCUAAUGUGUACAUUUUCAGUAAUACUUGGCGAUGUUCAGAAUGAACGAAGUUGGCAGAAAAUUCAAGCAAUAGAACAGCCAAAGCUAAAGCCUGAGGCUUUGCCUGAUGUAGUUUAUGGUCCACCACACUUCGUUAAGCAAUUGAAUUCGAAUUUGGAUCUUAUUGAGGGACAGCCAGUUCAUUUUGAAGCUGCUUUUGAACCCAUUAAGGACUCAAACAUUGUUCUUACCUGGUACCACAAUGGUCGCCCAUUAACGGCAAGUAGUCGAAUAACAAUGCGAAACGAUUUCGGUUUAGUUUCAUUGGAUAUACAUUAUGUAUUACCGGAGGAUGCCGGUGAAUUUCGAUGCAUCAUUAGUAAUUCUUCGGGACGAGAUGAAACUGUUGGGAAGUUGCAGUGUCAGACUCGAGCAAGUAUUCUUGGAGAUGUAUUGCAUGCGGAAAGCUGGAGACGAAUUCGGGAAUUGGAAGCUCCUAAAACCGUCCCAGCAGCAAUUGAAGCACCCACUUAUGCAAAACCAACAUUUACUCAACCACUACAAAGUGUUGCGGAUGUUCCUGAGGGCAGCACAAUCGUACUGGAAGCUAGAGUUAUUCCUGUAAAUGACCCGAAAUUGCAAAUCAUUUGGUUUCACAAUGAUGCACCUUUACAACAAAGUAGUUGGCAUGUAAUAAGCAAUGAUUUUGGUUGCGUGAGUCUUCGUAUAUCACCAGUUUUUUCGCAUCACAGCGGAGUUUAUUCAUGUAAAGCCGUUAAUGAGCAAGGCACUGCAGUAACGAGUGCUUCAUUAUCUGUUUUAGGUGAUGAUUCACUGCAGCUUGGUAGCCAGCAUCCGCUUUCGUUACAAAAGAUUCAACAGCUAGAAGCAUUGAAUAAGUUUCCGCAACUUGAGGUUGUUGAUCAAGAAUUCGGUAAACCAAAUUGGGUAAAGAUAUUCGAAAAUAUUGAUGAUCUUCAAGAAGGUGAAAUCGUCCUUCUAAAUGGUUUCGUAGAACCUGUUGGUGAUCCAAGUCUCCGAAUUGAAUGGUACUUCAAUAAUGCUCCAAUGCAAAAUUCUAAUCGAUAUCGACAUGAAAACGAUUUUGGACAUGUUACUUUAACCAUCGUGCAUGUCCUUCCUCAGGAUUCUGGUGUUUAUACAUGUCGGGCUAUUAAUGCUUCUGGUGAAGCUGUUACGAGCGCCACAGUUAAAGUUGCUGGUCGGUUUUCUCAUUCAUUUAUUCGUUGUUAUGAAGCUAUUGUCCGAAGUACUCAACAUCCUUUGUCAUGGGAACAAAUCCAAAUUUUGGAAGCACCAGCUAUAUUAGAAGAAGUAGAAGAUAUAGAUGAAAAAGAAAAGCCACGUUUCCUUACUCAUUUGGAAUCAUAUUCGGAUGUACCUGAAGGAGACGUAAUACAUCUUGAAGCAACGUUUCAACCUGCUCGCGAUCCAGACUUAAAGGUGAUAUGGUUAUUGAAUGGUCAACCACUGGGAGCAAGUCAACUGAUAAAGACAAAAAGUGAACUCGGUUGGGCUACACUCGAUAUAAAUGGUGUAAAUGUCGAUCACAGUGGCGUGUAUACAUUGAAGAUAAUUAACAGCGAAGGAGAAGCGGCUUCAUCAGCUUCUAUCAAAGUUCUUGCUCUUGGCAAUAUUCUGACUGAUACUAGCCAUGAAGAGUCGUGGAAAAAAAUUCAGAUUAUUGAAGCUCCCAAGGAGAAAUCACCUGAACCACCUGCACCUGUAUAUGAAGCACCAAGCAUACAAACGCAGAUCAUUGAUGUCGAAUGUAGUGAAGGUGAACCAAGCCAUUUUGAAUCAAUUGUCGCCCCUACAAACGAUCCAAAUCUUCAAGUGCUGUGGUUUCGAAAUGGUCAGCCACUUGCUCAUGGAUCUAAAUAUGCGAUCUCACAAGAUUUUGGUUACUGCACGUUGGAUAUUGGAUAUACCUAUCCUGAAGACCAGGGGAUUUAUCAAAUUCGAGUCAUAAAUGAUGCUGGUGAAGCCGUUUCAAGUGCAACAUUAAAAUGUCACCAACAGGAUGCCAUUCUCGGAGAUACUCAACAUGAAGAAUCGUGGCGAAGAAUUCAAGAACUCGAAACACCAAAACCUGAAGCACCCACUGUACCUCCGCUUCCAAAGACGGUGCCAAGAUUCUUAACGGAGAUUCAAAACAUAGGCGAUCUCUAUGAAGGUCAACCAGCUCAUUUUGAAGCUACUGUGGAACCAGUUGAUGAUCCUGACCUUAAAAUUUCAUGGUACCUGAAUGGUGCGCCAGUCGAAGCCAGCUCACGAAUCAAAGUGAUCAAUGAUUUUGGUUGGGUGAUCUUUGAUAUAAACCAGACAGAACCUCGUGAUACGGGUGAAUGGACUUGUGUGGCGAAGAAUUCGGCUGGUGAAGCGAGGUGUUCUGCUAUUUUAAACAUUCUGGGACGUGAUAGCAUUGUUUGUGAUCCAAUUCAGUUGCAAAGUUUACAGCGAAUACAAGAAAUCGAAGCUAUUAAACCACUUCCCGGGGAACCUCCUUCAAAGAUUUAUAAUGCUCCACAAAUUACCAAACAUUUGCAAAAUCCCAGUGAUCUUGCAGAGGGUGAUAGUGCUCAUUUGGAAGCACAAUACACGCCGAUUGAUGAUCCUAAGCUCAAGAUUGAGUGGUUUCGUAAUGGUCAACCUCUUUUUCAUGCAAAUCGUUACAAAAUGGUGCAAGAUUUCGGGUUUGCUAUCCUCGAUAUACUUCACUUAUUUGCUCAGGAUGCGGGGCAAUAUCUGCUUAAAGUAAGCAACAACGCAGGUGAGGCGACUAGCGAAGCCACAUUAGAGAUAGCCAGUAAAGAAGGCUUAAUUUUAUAUCCACAAAACGAGGAUAAGGCUCGUGCAGUUCAACAGUUGGAAGAUACUCUUCAUAAAAAGCCUGAAGAACUUAUUCUCGAUGAAAAAAAAGUUGUUCCUGUUUUUAUCGAACCACUAUCUGCACCACUUUCAUGUGAAGAAGGCGAUCGAGUUCAUUUUACCGCUCGCUAUGAACCGAUUGACGAUAAUCAAUUGCAAAUUUUAUGGUUCUUAAAUGGUAAAAACUUAAAAACUGGAAGUCGUGUGAAGACCAUCAAUGAUUUCGGUAUCGUGGUUUUGGAAAUAUUUCCAACUUACCCGGAAGAUUCAGGCGAAUAUACUUGUCGCGCGUUAAACCAGGUGGGGGAAGCCGUUACGAGCACUCAACUCACUUGUAUACCGAGAGAAGUAAUUAUUACCAAUUCUCAGUUACCUGAAAGGAUGUCAGGAGCUUAUAACAAAAUUCAAGAGAUUGAAACCCCCAAGGGACCAAAGCCCGAUAUGCCUGAUCUUGAUCAUGGUUCACCACACUUCCUGAAUCAACUUGAAAAUCUUCCGACUUUGGUAGAAGGGCAAAUGGCUCAUCUCGAAGUUAGGGUAGAACCUGUGGCUGAUCCAAAUUUGAAGAUAGAAUGGUUUCACAAUAACAAACCAGUCGGUCACACUUCUCGGAUGAAAACAAUACAUGAUUUUGGUUACGUCGUUCUUGAACUUUCUCCUGUUGAACCACAAGAUUCUGGAACAUGGAAAUGCAGAGCCUCAAAUGCCAAAGGGCUCGAUGAAGUAUCAUGUGAAAUUCAAGUGCAAGGUACUAGUGGUAUUUCCUAUGAUUGGCAAAGUUUGUCGGUGCGCAAAGAACGAAUAAUUCAGUUAGAGGACUGGAUUCAUCGUCCUAAAGAUGAUCUUGAUCAGCCUCAGCAGGAAUAUGGGGCACCAUAUUUCACUCAAAAUCUUGAGGAUCUCGGACAAAUCGGCGAAGCUAAUGCGACAGCUUUUACAUGUGUGCUCGAGCCGAUCGGUGAUCCAUCAUUGCAGAUUGAAUGGCAACAUAAUGGUCAUGCAGUGCCAUAUUCAAAUCGUAUUCACAUGACCAAUGAUUUUGGCGUAGCAACUCUUCUUAUUAAGCAUCUGAUUAGUGAAGAUAGUGGAGAAUAUAAAUGUAUUGCGAAAAAUGCAAAAGGAGUAGCAGAAACAAUAGGUCGCGUCGAAGUGACGAGUGCCAUAGAAAUAGAAUCGCCAAAGAUAAUCCAACCGCUUGUUCAAAGUAUUGAUGGUGUAGUAAGAAUUUUUCUUUCUUUCUAUUCAUGGUUUUAUUCGGAAGGUGAACCGUUCCAUUUGGAAUGUCGUUUUACGCCUAUAAAUGAUUCUAAACUAACUGUGCACUGGAUGAAGGAUGGCGUUCCAUUGCAAGAAGCAUCACGCUUUAAAUUCUCUUGUGAAUUUGGUUUUGUCACUUUUGAUAUUUUAUAUGCAUAUACGACAGACACUGGUAUCUACGAAUGUAUAGCUGUCAACGAAAAAGGCGAAGCCAGUACGCAAGCCACAAUAACUGUUCACCCAGUGCCAUCACUAGAAUUCUCUCCACAAGCUCCUGGAUCAAACAUUGAGAAUCUCGAAAGUCAUAUGCGUCAACAUACUACUGCUUCUCUCGCGUUAACGAAAGCGGAUGCUUACGUUGAGGCUUUAAAAAGGCCACCAGAAUUCAAAACUCCUUUAAUAAAUAUAGGUAUCGAAGAAGGUGAAUACUGCAGAUUCGAAACUCAGGUCGCUCCCGUAAAUGAUCCCUAUAUGAAGGUCGAAUGGUUCAAGGAUAAGAAACCAGUGCUUAUUGGUCAUCGCUUCCGUUCAACGUUAGACUUUGGUUUUGCUUGUUUGGAUGUUCUCUAUGCGCUUCCAGAUGAUACUGGUGAAUAUAUGUGUGUGGCAACGAAUAGGUACGGCCAAGCUUCAGUGUCUGCUAAAUUAGCAUGCUCUGCCACGAAACACAUCAUUACUCAUAGCCAAUUACCUCAAGGUGUUCUCGUUUCAGAUGUAAAAAAACUUGGUGACCAGCCGUAUUGGUCAGAUCAAACUGUUGAACAGCAUCGAGUCAAACAAAGUCCUCAGUUUACCAUUCAACCGAGAAAUGUUCAAGCAGUCGAAAAUGAACCGGCUCGUUUCGAGUGUGCCGUUCUCGGUUAUCCAAAGCCAAAGGUAACAUGGUACAUCAACGGAAACCAAGCGCUUCAUGGCCAUCGGUACAAGCUGAAUUAUGACGGAAUUUACUAUUUAACGAUGCUAAAGACAAGGAUAUCGGAUGCUGGAGAGGUUGUUGUGAUAGCGAAAAAUUCGGAAGGCGAAGUACUCGCUUCAGCAAUGCUUGAUGUAUUCCAACAAAAGGAUUUCCGUUAUGUAAAGUUGAAGCCAACUGCUUUCAAAACAAUCGACGAAUUACAAGAGAGGGAGAUUGCAUGGCAAAAAGAAACUUUGGGACAGCUUGGUGAAGCUUUCGAAAACGCUCCUAAGCCUGACCAACAAAAAUUAGUUAAAGUUGAACGGUCAAAAUCACCAAUUGAGCCACUUGAAUCAAAAGAACUUAUGGAAAAAUUCACGAGGCCGAAGGGUGAUCAGUUCUACAACCAAAUUAAUUAUGUUGAAACAUCGCGACCAACUUUCAAAGGUCUUGAACUUGAACCAGUUACUUUAAAACCUGGUCGAAUUGAAAAAUACGAGUUGCCGAAGGAAGAAAUAGAGAAAGUUCAGCUUAGAAGUGCACCUGCUGUUGAAAAGCCAACAAUACCAAGUGGUGCUGCUCUGCCACAACCAAGCUGGGCAGUUGAAACCAAACUAGGUGAUGUUGAAAAGCGAUUUAACCGUCUAAAUGAACCCGAGAAAGAAGUCAAUACACCUGCAAGGGAUCAAGUCAAACUUAAAAUAGCGAAACCUAAGCCAGCUGGAGCAGUUCCUUCGGCUGAACACGUUGAAAUCGAAAAAGAAAGGGCUAAACUCGCUUCCGUAGUUCAAGGUCCAGAAAUACCGAAAGAGAUUGAUAUACCUGCGAAAGAUCAAGUCACUGUUCGACAGAAAUUCAAACCGAAAGUCGUAAAACCUUCGGAGACUUCCACGAUUGAAUCUGGUCCUCUCAAAGAAACUCCUCCUGUCGUAAAAAGCAAAAUAGAAGAAACUACAAUCACAUCCAAGGUUCGUUUAUUUUGCUGGACUUUUACGAUAUCAUUUUCGCAUUCAAAUUUGCUUUGUUAUACUUAUGAGGAACGUCCAAGUCAUAAUGUGGAAUUAUACAAUGAGCUAAAAUGCGAUGAACACAUGCAGCGAGGCAUUCAGUAUCGCAUCUAUGGUGGAAUUGAGCGUAUUUGUGGAUUUCGCAUGAUAAGACCAAUGCCAACAAAGAUUGGGCAAACGCAGAAGAAUCCGCCGCAAAUAUCAACUCAACUUAAACCAACUCAAGGCGAGGUUGGACGAUCAGCUCGUUUCUUCUGUGCGUUUGAUGGUUCGCAUCCGAUGAACAUCAACACAACUAAUACUGGCUCAACACUUAAUAUUAACAAAUUAAAGCCCGAAUUUUCGGGAGAAUAUUUGUGUCGUAUAGAAAAUGUUGCUGGAGCUGUUGAGUCUACUGCAAGCUUAACCGUAAUGAAACCAGCUGAUCGUGGGUUAAUGCCGGAAUUUAAGCAACGAAUAAACGACGUACGCUCACAACAGAACGCCUCAUCACAGUUUUCAUGUGUUGUUGCGGGUACUCCAGAACCGACAACUAGCUGGUUUAAGGACGGCAAGCCAUUACCCAAUGAUGAUCGAUAUAAUAUUGUGAAAGAAGGUAAUAAACAUUUGCUCAUAAUCACGGAUACAUUGCCACAGGAUGGUGGAAUUUAUGAAUGUGUCGCGCAGAAUCCUAGUGGUGAGGCAAGAUGUAAGGCUCGUUUGAAUAUAAUACUCGCAAAAACCGGCAAAGGAUCUGAAGAAGGUCCAAAACUUCAAGCUCCCCGAUUUUCGCUGCAAAUUCAACCAGUCGCAGCUCAGGAGGGCACAACUGUUGAAUUCAAAGCCAAGUUCAUUGGCUCUCCUGAGCCAACUAUAAGAUGGUAUCGUAACAAUGAACCGAUUAAAAAGAGCAGUAAUUUCGAGAUAAGUCAAUCAAAGGAUGAAACAACCCUUCGCAUCAAACAGUGUGCUCAAGAACAUGUAGCUGAAUAUAAAUGUGAGGCCACUAACCCAGCUGGCAAAGCUUCUACUGUUGCUAAUCUUGUCCUUCAGCCAAAAAGUAGCAGUAAUUUUCAUAAAAGCGAUUCGGUCCAAAUGGAGCCCCAGACCAAUGGCAAUAAAAAAUCAAGUUCAAAGGAACCACCACAAUUUAUCUCAAGAUUAACUGAUAUUUCUGCUCGACCUGGUCAUACCGUUAAAUUUAUUGCCGAGAUAAGCGGUAAUCCACAACCAACUAUAGCGUGGCAGUUCAACGGAAGACCUCUUUAUGGUUCACGCGAUAAUAAGAUUUACAUGACGGGGAAUAAAGCGGUUCUUGAAAUUCAACGAACAUCUCAUGCAAAUGCUGGCUUGUACAUUGUAACUAUACGAAAUCCUUUAGGAGCUUCACAGUGCCAAGCGAAACUUACCGUAGAAAAUAGGUAA